Molecule: messenger RNA, 393 nt
Organism: Parnassius mnemosyne (clouded apollo)
Lineage: Eukaryota; Metazoa; Arthropoda; Insecta; Lepidoptera; Papilionidae
Source: the annotation of a GenBank genome assembly
AUGUCUUUUGUAAACGCGGGUGGUACCCAUAAACUUCAAUUGCUUGUUGACGGAAAAUCCAAAAACCCGCGGGCAUUUAAAUCAACACAUCUUCCUAUUUGUUAUCGUGCACAAAAAAAUGCUUGGGUUACGAAAGACUUGUUUCUUGAGUGGUUUAAAACGAAAUUCGUUCCCGCGAUCCGUCGCCAUCUUUUGUCUGUUAAUUUGCCUCCUCAGGUACUGUUAUUGUUGGAUAAUUGUCCUGGGCAUCCAUCAGCAGAUGAACUUGUCUCUGAAGACGGCAACAUUUUUGCAAUGUUCCUGCCACCUAAACACCACGGCGUGUAUACAAUCAAUGGAUCAGAACGUUAUACAAAAUGUGAAGUUAAAUUACCGCAAAUCACUUUUGGUUAA